UUUUGAUAAGAUAUUGAGAGAUCUCCACGACCUAUCAACACAAUAUGCAGUUUCGCUUGGAGAUCGAACUCCGAUGAAAGUUGGCAUCUCCUCCGAUUAAAAACCCGAUAACAAGAACCCUUAGAUAUCUCUCUCAUGAUGAAUAAUAACACUCCAAGAAACAUGAGUAUCGAGCCGUUUAAUCGGCUGGUGAAGCUUACGGCUAGGGCGUUUUACGAUGACAUAACUAAAGGCGACAAUCAGCCGAAAACUGGCCGGAGCGACAACAGAGGGAUAGCCGUGGUCGUGCUCGACGCUCUCACAAGACGAGCAUGGGUUAGAGAAGAAGAUUUGGCAAAGGAUUUGAAAUUACACUCAAAGCAACUUCGUAGGACUCUUCGUUUUUUUGAAGAAGAGAAACUAGUCACUCGGGACCACAGGAAAGAGACUGCUAGAGGGGCAAAGCAAUAUAGUGCUGCAGUAGCUGCCACCUCUGAUGGACAUUUUGUAAAAGAAGGAGAUGAAAAGGUUAAGCUGCACACACACUCUUACUGCUGCCUAGAUUAUGCACAGCUAUAUGAUGUUGUUAGGUAUAGACUGCACCGAAUGAAGAAAAAACUUAAAGAUGAAUUGGAGGACAAGAACACUGUUCAGGAGUAUAUUUGUCCUAACUGUGGAAGAAGAUAUAAUGCUUUGGAUGCGCUGCAGUUGGUUUCGAUGGAAGAUGAGUACUUUCACUGUGAAAAUUGCAAUGGUGAACUUGUUGCGGAGAGUGACAAGUUGGCUGCUCAAGAAGUAGGAGAUGCUGACGACAACAUGAGGAGGCGGCGUCGUGAAAAAUUAAGGGACAUGCUGCAAAAUAUGGAGGUCCAGCUUAAGCCAUUAAUGGAACAACUGAGCAGAAUUAAAGAUUUAACUGCCCCUGAAUUCGGAAGUCUCCAAGCAUGGAGAGCUCGGGCAAGUGCUGCUGGCCAUGCAGCAAAUGGUGAUUCCAGUUCCCAUGAUCCUUCCAAGUCUUCACAGGGGCUAGGGUUUGGUGGAACACCAAUGCCAUUCCUUGGAGAGACGAAGGUUGAAGUUGCCUUUUCUGCUGGAGAAGGCUUGGAAGAAGAUGUCAAAUCGGAAAUUGCAAAUACUGGUCUGAAAGUUUUGCCACCGUGGAUGAUCAAGCAAGGGAUGAACCUUUCAAAGGAGCAACUUGGAGAGCUGAAGCAGGAAUCAAAAAUGGAAUAUCCAGCAGCUGUCGGAUUGUCUGAUGAGAAAAAGUCAACCAGUGAAAAUGAUGAUCAGAAGACAUUACAGGAUGAGUAUUUUAAAGCAUAUUAUGCUGCUUAUUUCAAGCAGCACCAAAAACUAGAAGAUACUAAGAAAGAACAGGAGUCGUCAAACACAUCCAUUUCCUAUGACCCUUCUAGUACAUCUUCUAAUCGUCAAGUGGGCAUGAAGAGUAAACGUGAAGAGGAUCAAGGCAAAGACAAUGUUGACUGGGAAGAUGCUCCAAUCUCUGGCAAUACAGGCGAAAACUACAAGGUCAAUGACUUGAAUGCUGAAGCAGAUGCCGCUGGAGAGGAUGAGGAUGAUGUGGACUGGGACGAAGGAUAAAGAGCAACGAUUUCAUACCAAGUGCAUUAGUAUGUUUCUGUCUCUGAGUUAUGAAGUGUUGUGGCUAGUUUGCUUUGUUUGAAGUUCUUUGACCUCCAAAUAAAUUGUUGCCAUUAGCUAUGCUUGUGAUAUCGUGAAUAUGUGGGGAAUGACGUGUGCUGAAAUGACGGUAAUGUAUUUCUAUUGUUUCUGUUUUCAUUAACGAAAGCUUGUAUAUUGUGGUAACAGAACGUGUUAUAUUUUCCUUUGGCAGGAAAGGGAAAACAGAAUUUUGUUAGUAAUAUUCACAGGAAGCCUCGUAGGCAGGCGUUAUAGAUUACACUGAUAGACAGAAGAUUAUGACACCAACAGCAGUGGUAAUUGAUUAAUGGCAAAGAUCCACUCAGGUUUCUGAGUUCUCGUGGUUUGUUUUUGGGUUAGCAUGGCACUGUUGGUAAAAGCUUCCCCUGGAAUUGUAUCAUGUGCAUUUUGUGGUUGUACUAUUAGUGAAAAAAAAAAUCUUUUUUACCUGUCAUCAUAAACUCACAGUUGUGGUGCUGAGGUAAACCUUUGGAUAUUAAUGCCCUCACACCCUUUUUAAUUUUUUAAGAUUUGGUUUUGAUAAUGAUGAUGAUUGCUUAUCUUCUGGUUAUGGCUGACAA
Molecule: messenger RNA, 2222 nt
Organism: Tripterygium wilfordii
Lineage: Eukaryota; Viridiplantae; Streptophyta; Magnoliopsida; Celastrales; Celastraceae
Product: general transcription factor IIE subunit 1-like
Exons: 10
Coding region: 136-1581 (481 amino acids)
Biological process (GO): transcription open complex formation at RNA polymerase II promoter; transcription initiation at RNA polymerase II promoter
Cellular component (GO): transcription factor TFIIE complex
Source: RefSeq, a predicted model, not a curated record